This is a messenger RNA of Gongylonema pulchrum, 228 nucleotides long. The record is from the annotation of a GenBank genome assembly. NCBI's taxonomy places the organism in Eukaryota, Metazoa, Nematoda, Chromadorea, Rhabditida, Gongylonematidae.
UUGGCCUUAUUCAAUGUCAGCAAUGGUUUCAGCAGUGAUAAUACAUUUGUGACGGAUCGAUGUGUGGGCAAAGAUGACAAGUUAGCCGUAAACGCAGUUGCAUUUUACUGUUGCCCGAAAAAAGGACCGCUAAUUUUUGCUGGCCGUAAAGAUGGCUCAAUUGCGGUGUAUGUGGAAAAUAAGCCAGAACCGAUACGUGUUAUGCAUCAGCACGAAAGCAAUGGUUAG